GCAGAUGGGGUAAAGUUGUCUUACCUGCUUAAAGGCGCCGCCGGGGCAAACUCAAGCAGCUUGCACGGAUAAGUAAAACAACUAUUUAAGCUUUGUAAAGACAGCGAAACAGAAGGAAUAAGAGUAAAAGUAAAGGAGUUAGGAUGAGCGCAGACAAUCAGGGAACGAAUUGAUGUCGCUACGAGGAAUCAGAGCGUGUUCGUUGCUCAAGAAGCGGAAACAACAAACAACAACAACAACAACAGAGGAACUGACAAAUGGCUUUAAUUCCGUGCAGUAAUAGCAGCAUGCCUUGGUUUAGGACGUGCGUAAAAAUGCUCCAAUUUGGAAUGACACCCAAACAUUGUCAAGUUUUCCAUGUGUCGGAACAACCUUUGUGUGAUGUAUCACCUCGCUCCUAACUCGCUCAGCUGCGCCAAAGGAUUCAACUUGGACCCGAGUCACGAUGUCCAAAGUCAUCCAAAAGAAGAACCACUGGAUCCUUAAAGUGAACGAGUGCGUAAUUGUGCGGGACGCGUGCGGGGAGUUGAACGUGGAGCUUCUCGGUGGAGCUGAACAUGGACAGUUCGCUUAUAUAGGAAACAUACGAGAGAAUGCCGUCCUUUACCAGGACGGUAAACUCAGUCAGGGGGAGCUUAUACUGGAGGUUGAGGGACUGCCUGUGUCCGGAUUACCCCUCUAUGACAUUUUAACUGUGAUUACAUGCAGCCAAGGACCCAUCAUCUUAAAGACUGUGCGUCAAGGCAAUAAGCUGAACAAAGAUCUUAAACACUACCUUAGUCUGAGGUUCCAAAAGGCGUCUCCGGACCACAACCUGCAAAAGACCAUCCGAGCUAAUCUGUAUCGCCAUGCUGUGCCUUGUACCACACGUGCCCCCCGAAGAGGAGAGGUGCCAGGGGUGGAUUACAACUUCCUGUCUGUGGAGGAGUUUCUAGAACUUGAAAAGAGUGGCACACUACUCGAAAUUGGAACGUAUGAGGGUAACUAUUAUGGGACCCCCAAGCCGCCGAGGCAGCCCAUCAUUGGGACAGUGAUUCUCGGAGAUGCAGGCUCCCAGCAGUCCACCCCGAAGCGCACCAAGUCCUACAAUGACAUGCAAAGCGUCCGAGUAGUGCCUGCUGACGACGACGAUGACGACCAGGCCUCGGAAAUGAACAACACUUUUACAGGAUCCUUAGUGCGUAGUCUCUUCCCCUCUCCUUUGUUGUGUGCAGGUAACCCUAGCGACCAGGAUGAGAGCCGCGGCGGCAUCCUCCGGCCAUACACCGCACGUGACAAUGCUCCUCCCUGUGGUCUGAACAAUGCGGCCAUCGCCACUGCAGAAAGUGGGCAGCAGACCCUGGCAGAGCCGCAAGUUUCCCCGGAAGAUGCUCUGGGGCCGUUGCCUGAAAACUGGGAGAUGGCGUACACUGAGAAUGGAGAACUUUACUUCAUAGACACAACAAAGGCACACCACCAGGACAUGGCUGUGCAUUUAAAGAGCUUCCACAACACAAAGACCACAUCAUGGUUGGAUCCUCGGUGUAGAGACAAAGCCUCUCGGCCUCUGGAAGAGUGUGACGAUGAUGAAGAGAGGAUACAUACAGAAGACCUGGAGAGUGAUCUAGAGCUGCCACCAGGAUGGGAGAGGAUAGACGACCCGGUGUAUGGCAUUUACUAUGUCGAUCAUAUAAACAGGAAGACACAGUAUGAGAACCCGGUGGUGGAGGCGCGGCGUCGGAAAAUCCUGCACGACCAGCAGCUGCCGCAGCCUCCAGAAGGUGAGCGGUUCAUUCGAGAGUGGAUUGAGGAGCACUCCUCAGCAGCAGCACCAUUGGUAAACUUCGGUGCAAACCACCUGGAGACCUACAGGGACCCCCAAGUCCCACAAACUCUACCUCCAGCCCCAGCAGGAGCCAAACGAGGGAAGCCGUUCUUCACCAGAAACCCUGCAGAACUGAAAGGAAUCUUCAUCAACACCAAGUUGAAGAAGAGCCGCCGUGGCUUCGGUUUCACGGUGGUCGGAGGAGACGAGCCGGAUGAGUUUCUGCAAAUAAAAAGUUUGGUGCUGGACGGGCCUGCAGCUGUGGAUGGCAAGAUGGAGACAGGUGAUGUCAUCGUAAGUGUGAACGACACCAUUGUGCUGGGUUACACCCACGCUCAGGUGGUGAAGAUCUUCCAAUCCAUCCCUAUUGGCUCCAUGGUGGACUUGGCCUUAUGUCGUGGCUACCCCCUGCCCUUUGACCCAGAUGACCCUAAUACAAGUCUGGUUACAUCGGUGGCCAUCUUGGACAAGGAGCCUAUUAUUGUCAACGGACAGGAAACAUUUGACUCGCAAUCCAACCAGGGUGGACCACUUAACAGCAUGAGGGAAUCUCGAGCGCACAGCCCCUCUGCCGAGAUGGUUUCCAAAAGUCUGCACGGCUACGCCAGCGAUGUGGUCACCCUGGCCUCGUCUAUAGCCACCCAGCCUGAGUUGAUCACCAUACACAUGGAGAAGGGAGAUAAAGGAUUUGGGUUCACUAUCGCAGACAGCCUGACAGGAGGGGGGCAGAGGGUCAAGCAGAUUGUGGACUACCCCCGCUGUCGGGGCCUCAAGGAGGGGGACAUUCUGAUGGAGGUUAACAAGAGAAACGUCCAGAACAUGAGCCACAAUCAGGUGGUGGACUUACUGAGCAAAUGCCCCCGAGGAAGUGAGGUCACAAUGCUGGUGCAAAGAGGAGUGGUGCCAGCCAAGAGGAGUCCGAAGCUGGUGCACCAGUUGGAGAGAAAAGACAGCCAGAGCAGCUCCCAGCACAGCGUGUGCAGCCAUCGCAGUGCUCACACGGACUCUCCCAGCCACCCUCCUGCCAUGCCCAGUGAGGUUGUGGUGCCCACUUCUGCCCCACCCACCCAGCCACUGCCUGGCCUGCCCCCUCAGGACCCUGCAGAUGGCACACUCACCUUGCAGAAGAAGCCGGACCCUUUUAAGAUCUGGGCGCAGUCAAGGAGCAUGUACGAGAGCAGACUGCCAGAUAGUCAGGAGCAGGACAUUUUCCUUUGGCGAAAGGACACAGGUUUCGGUUUCCGUAUUCUUGGAGGAAAUGAACCUGGGGAGCCUAUCUACAUAGGUCACAUUGUGAAGUAUGGUGCAGCAGAUGAAGAUGGACGUCUGCGUUCAGGGGAUGAGCUAAUCUGUGUCGAUGGCACGGCGGUGGUAGGCAAGUCUCACCAGUUGGUAGUGCAGCUGAUGCAGCAGGCCGCCAAACAGGGCCACGUCAACCUCACUGUCAGACGCAAGACUACUGGAUACGGAGUCUCAAAGGGGGAAGGUGACGUUCCUCCAUCGCCAGCCUCCUCCCACCACAGCAGCACCCAAGCACCAAGCUUGACUGAGGGUAAGCGGACCCCACAGGGUAGCCAGAACUCUCUCAACACUGUCAGUUCAGGCAGCGGCUCCACCAGUGGCAUUGGCAGUGGCGGAGGAGGUGGCAGCGGGAGCACUGUUGUUCCUGCCUCCCUUCAGCCGUACGACGUGGAAAUCCAACGUGGAGAGAACGAGGGCUUCGGUUUUGUCAUUGUGUCCUCUGUUUCCAGGCCUGAUGCUGGCACUACAUUUGCUGGAAAUGCUUGUGUGGCCAUGCCCCACAAAAUAGGGCGCAUCAUCGAGGGCAGCCCGGCAGAUCGUUGCGGGAAGCUUAAAGUCGGUGAUCGGAUAUUGGCUGUCAACAACUGCUCCAUCACCAACAAGUCCCACUCGGACAUCGUCAACCUGAUUAAGGAAGCCGGGAACACGGUCUCGCUCAGGAUCAUCCCCGGUGAUGAGUCUUCCAAUGCUUCCCUGCUGACUAAUGCUGAGAAGAUAGCUACCAUCACCACCACACACACUCCUCAACAGUCCAAAGAAUCCCGGAAUAAUUCAAAGUCGAAAGGAGUUCCGCCGCCGCUACCUACACAAACUCAAACACCACAGGACAAUGAGUUCUACUCGGUGGACCUAGAACGUGACAGCAAAGGUUUUGGUUUCAGCCUCAGAGGAGGGCGAGAGUACAAUAUGGACCUGUAUGUGUUGAGGCUUGCCGAGGACGGUGCUGCUGUCAGGAAUGGCAAGAUGAGGGUGGGAGAUGAGAUCUUGGAGAUUAACGGCGAGAGCACAAAGAACAUGAAGCAUUCACGUGCCAUCGAGCUAAUCAAGAAUGGCGGUCGGCGAGCACAUCUUGUCCUGAAACGUGGGGAUGGAUCUGUACCUGAGUAUGACGGCAGCAAUGACGGGUACACUCCCACACCCGGGACACAAAACACUUCGGAAAUGAGAACGCUGCCACCCUACAGCAGAUAUCACACCUCAUUGGAGUCCAGUUAUCCACCAGACCUUCACACACCAUCAUGCCACGAGGAGGCUGGACGUGGCCGAGAAAGGGACAGGAACAGGGUUGGGUCAGAUCAGAUGGACUAUCAAGGCCGAUUGUUCAACCCCCACCAUCACCACACUUGGAACAACAAUCACAGUCAAAGUAACCCCAGGCAGCCGUCUCCUAACAACAGCAACGGUAGCAGCGGCAACAAGAAGAGCAGAGGCCGCAAGGUCAAAAAGUCAGAGUCAGAAAGCGGAAUCUCGAAACUUCUAAAGACUCUGAGAAAGGACAGUUCAGGGAAGAGGGCUGCAGCUGCACAAAAACUCAGGGGCCAAGGACUCUCAAACAGCAGCUCUACUUUGGACAGGAGGUCUCGCACACAGCGUCGCGGCUCCCUUGAUCGCUCGCCAACCCCAAAGCGAACCUCCUCCCCUGAUCGCAGGCGGGCCAAGUCGAUGGAUCGCAGGGCAGAGCGAGCGCAACGGGAUCGUACACCUGAGAGGGAGUAUGACGAUGGAGGGUUCCUCACGGUCACCCCUGAGCGCAAAUUCCACGAGCGCAGGCAGCUCCUCAAAGACUCGCCGAUGAGCGGGCGAGUCGGGGAGGCCUUCACCCCUGAGCGUUCCAACAACAACGGAGAUUCAUCGUCGCUUUCCAGAGGCCGCACGCAAGACAGAACCACAAAGAACGGCAACCUGUUGAAAGACUCUUCCUCCGAGCGGUAUCUGACGAAUGGAACACUGGAGAAACCGUACAGAGCGGAGCGGGACUCUUCCCCUGACAGUAACUACAGCCGGGAGGAGCAGAACUAUGCAGCAGCACCCAGAAUAAAGGACUAUUAUAGCAUGAUGAAGAACAAUGCUGCACACAACAAUGCUGCAUACAACAACACGGGCCAGAACAAUAACACAGUUGGCCGACGCUCAAACCAGCUCCCUGAGCCCAAGAGAAGCCUGUACAAGGAAAGCCCCAAAGACCUCAGCAUCUAGAGCGGAGUGGACGCUCCCCUUUAUGUGUACUAUACACUGGAACUGGACCACCAGAGUCAGCCGGUUUAUUGAUAGACUUCACUUGUUGUGAUCCCAUGCAGAGAUUCCUUCAACAGCAGGAGUACAAUCCCAUCAGCUCACAUUGGUUGUUUUGUCAUCGUUACGUUGCUCAUAACAGGUUGUUGUACUAUAGUAGAAGUAUUGUAUGUGCCUGCAUAUGAAAUCGGUAAUAUUGCUUUUUGUCUGCAUUGCUGAAUCUAAAUGUUUUGUUCCCUUCUGAGAUAUGAAACAGGCUUCCAGUUGUGCGUUUUUAAAGGUAUUUUAUUUUAAGGAACAAAUGAUAGCACAAUUCACCGAUGGCUUACAAGAACUGUGAAAAUCACAUAGGUUAAUUUUCAAAGUGCAGAUUUUUAAGAAUAAUUUAUUUAUGGCUGUCUUUAUUUAAUUUGGUACCCAUCUUGAGUGAGCUUGGUUAAAUCCUAGAUAAAUGUCGGGAAAGCAUGCUUAUCUAACAUUGUGUUACUUCUUUAAAAUGUGUUAUCCCUCUAAAAACACCCCAUUUUCCAAAAUCGAGAAGUUCCUGUAGGAGAUGUAAAAAUAAAUGAUAAUGGUGAUAUACCUUUAGCUUGGAUGGACCCAAGCUAAAACUAUCAGUCAGAAGGAAAAAGAAUAGAUUCAAGAUCCAGUGGAAGAUGCAUGCAUAAAUUAAUGUUGAGUUGUGUGACUUCACAUUAGAUUGGUUACAACUAAUAGGCACCGUGCACUGUUACCUUUUUGAAUUUGUUGCUUCCACCUCUACCCUAUUGAUUGCGUAUUCUACUCUCACAAAAAAUACAACAUCUUGAGUGUAUUGUCAGUUUUGGCCAUCGCGAGCGGCAAUGCAGGUAACCCCCAGAAAACACUUUUAGUUGCUAUUACUUUUUAGCAAUCAUAGCAUAAUUCCUAAAUAAAAGUAAUUCAAGGAACAUUAGAAUACAUUAGUCGAUUUCUAGAAAUUACAAUGCAUCCCAGUAUAGUCUCGAAGACAACCAAUCUGCCAUGCUGAGCCACGCUGUCCCCCCACUUGAGUCUGGCUGUUGCUUUACAACGUGUUUUGUUCAUAUUCUGUUUGUUUCACUUUCAUUUAAACAAGUAAAAAAGUGUCCGAAAAAUCAGAACAAAUAUAUUACUUGACCACCGUUGUCCACCGUGGUACUGAUUUGAAGUGGGAAAAAAAACUCAUUUUUGAUGCUCACCUGUUGGCCAUCACAUGUAAAGAUGUUUCCUAUGUGAUUAUUAGGAAAAACACAGAAAUGUUGCCUUUUUAAUGUACAAAAGAGAAAUUUACGACAAACCUCAGCAAUGAGGGAUGUGAUAUUGUGUUUGUAUCUUUGAAAUGGACCUGAUGAUUUAUGGGAACUGUGUUGACUUACUCUGGAUCAGGUAUGUAAAGAUUUUUUUCGAAUGAAAGACUGUACUUGGUCAAUCAGAAUCUGUUUGUCCGUUUGAAUUUCUCGAUGGUUAGCCUGCCUUUGUAUUAUAAAGCACUUGUUUGCAGUCUGUGUUCUUCAAGCAUUAUUUCUUGCAAUAUGCUGCGGACAUAAUGCUGUGUAUGUGUUGAUAAGAGCAGUACUUGUAUAUGGGACAUUUUUUUUAUAUAAAACUAUGCAUAUAUAAAUAUUACAUUGUCCAUAGCUUUAUUUGACCCAUGAAGCUAUACAUAACAUUAGUCUAAGUACAAGUAGAUGUGGACUUAUCCAGCUUCUUUCCAUGAGAUGGAUUACAAUGUAUAUGUAGCUAUCAAAAUAAGUCUGUGAAUGCUAUUUUUAUUAUCAAAAUAAAGUUUUCCAUACAAAAUCAGAA
Molecule: messenger RNA, 7144 nt
Organism: Nerophis ophidion (straightnose pipefish)
Lineage: Eukaryota; Metazoa; Chordata; Actinopteri; Syngnathiformes; Syngnathidae
Product: membrane-associated guanylate kinase, WW and PDZ domain-containing protein 1-like
Exons: 24
Coding region: 446-5302 (1618 amino acids)
Biological process (GO): signal transduction
Cellular component (GO): cytoplasm
Molecular function (GO): protein binding
Source: RefSeq, a predicted model, not a curated record